AUGGUCUAGCCGUUGUAAGGAGAAAUAUUUUAAGCAUUAUGAUAAAAUUCCGGAAAAUCUAUAAUCCAAACAAUAGAACAAUAGAGAAAAAUAACCGUUUGCCGCGAAACAAUUAUAAUGACAAUACUGGAUCUUUCGGCCUGUAGCUAUAAACAUCAUUCAUAUGGUAAACAUAAAAAGGUGAACAUAAUAUAGGAGCAGAUGGAAGAAAAAUUCCCUACGGAAGUACAAAAGAAUUAGUGAUAUAUGGGCUCUAUUUGCAGAAUCUUUGUCAUUUAAGAGCCAUUAGUUACGAAUUAGAUUCACGUAUUAGCUAGGCACGCAAAACGAAACGGUACUAUAUCCAACAAAGCAAGAAUCACAUAACAUAGGUUCCAUGGAGAACGGUGCACAAGAAAAUGAUGAGGUUUUCCAGCCUGGCGCGGGGCCAACUAGCGAUGAAAACGCAGAGAAGGCAGAACUGGAAGCGUUUGUGGUCAGCCUGCAGGAACGAUACCAGCUGAGGGCACAAGAGCGCCAACAGAACCAAGCACCAGAACGUCCGGCUGAGGAAGAUUUCUUCCGAUAUGACUCGAGUCUGAAGAAAAACACGGCGUUUGUAAAGCGGCUGAAACAGUUCACCGCCCAGCAACUGCCAUCACUGAUGCAGGACGUGUCGGGAUUGAAUCUGACGAAAUACAUCUCGGAGGUAAGCGCUGCACUGGUGGAAGCGAAGCUAAAGAUGAGCGACAUCGGGGCUGUGCUGACGCUGUGCAAUCAUCUGCAUCGACACUAUGCCGACUUUGCGCCAACGCUGUUUGAGAACUGGCAGAAGUUGCUGUUGAUUAAACCGGGCGAGAAGGUGGCAAAUCCGAGCAAGAUGCGUGUCGAUUUGCGAUUUUAUGCGGAACUGAUCAGCAUGGGCAUCUUUUCCAACAAGACGGGUCUGCCGCUACUCGGUGCGUGCCUUACCGGGCUGAUUACACAGGAUAAGGAGGAACACGUGAAUCUGUCAAUAGUGCUAUCGUUCUGCAAGCACUGCGGCGAUGAGUAUGCCGGCUUAGUGCCAACACGAAUAUCUGAGUUGGCAAAGAAGCACGAUAUGACAAUGCCGGUAUCACCGUUGCUACCACCGGAUCGGCAAAGCAAUUUGCGAAAUUUGUUGCGCGAUUAUUACCAGUCGUUAGCAGAACAUUUGCGAUCGGAGCACCGGCAGCUACAGCUGGCGGAGAAAUCGCGACGCAAGAUGCUGCAGUCAAAGGGUGAGGUAACGACAGAGAAGCGUGAGCAGUUGGCCCAGCUGCAGGCAUCGUACGAGAAACUGCACGCAUCGACGAGCGCGCUGGCCGAUCUGCUCGGUGAAGCUAUGCCACAGCUGGAAGAGCUGCAGGAAACGGGACCACCGAGCGAAGGGUCCGUACUGGAUGGACGGGCCGGUGAGGAGUUACAAUUUGGCAACCUGGAUCCGUGGCGAGACGAGGAAACGAAAUCAUUUUAUGUUGAUCUACCCGAUCUCCGCCAGUUUCUACCAAACUACUGCGAUAAAAAGCAACCGGGCGGGGAAGGAGACAAUCCGCAGCAGCAGCAACAGCAACAGGACGAUGAAGAAGACAUUGAGGAUACGGGUGAGCUGGUACCAAAUAUGUUGGCCGGUCCCCCUAUUACAGAGGAAACGCUCGACAUGGACAUGCCGGAGCUGGACGGGGAUCUCAGCUAUUCGGAAUCCACAUCAUCACUGCAGGACGAGGAAGAUGCGGUAGCGGCAGUGGAUCAGGAAGUGGCGGAAGAAGAAACAUUGAAAGAUGGAGCGAAUUUAGGAGGCGUUGGCGUCGGCGGUGGAAACGGCACACCGAGUAACCAUGGCAACCGGCGCUAUUUCGAGCAAUUUGUGCAAAAUCUGCAAAACUGCGUAAACCGCGAGCUGAUCGAUAACGCGGCGAUCGACUUCCUGCUGAAUCUGAAUACGAAAAGCAAACGGAAGCGAUUGGUAAAGGUACUGUUCGGAGUGCAACGCACCCGACUCGAUUUGUUGCCGAUGUACGCGCGUUUUGUCGCUAUCAUCGAUCUAGUAUCGCCCGACGUAGCCCACGAGCUAUGCCAGAUGCUGAAGAUUGAUUUCAAGUACCAUCUGAAGAAAAAGGACCAAAUCAACAUCGAGACGAAGAUCAAGGUAGUGCGUUACAUUGGCGAGUUGGUAAAGUUUGGCAUUUACAAGAAACUGGAAGCGUUGUAUUGUUUACGCUGUUUGCUGCACAGUUUCCAGCAUCACAACGUCGAGAUGACGUGUGCGUUUCUGGAGGUGUGCGGCGUUUAUCUAUACAACUGCCCGGAUAGCCGUAUGCGCACCAACGCGUUCCUCGAGCAAAUGAUGCGACUAAAGAUGAACACCACGAUGCUUGACCGGUACGUGCAGCAGGUGGAGAAUGUCUACUAUCUAGUAAAAAGGCCGGAAGGUUUGAAGGUAGCACGAAAGGAACGUCCCCUCAUCCAUACCUACAUUCGGCAGCUUAUAUUUAAAGAGCUGGAUAAAGCAAACGUGGACAAAAUGAUACAACUGUUGCGCCGCCUGAACUGGGACGAUGUGGGCACAUUCAACUAUGCCGUUCGGUGUCUGUCUCGUGCGUAUAAUAUCCGAUAUCAUCUGAUACGCAGUCUAGCGGACUUGCUGGCUGGUUUAAACUCGUACCAGGAACGGGCCGUAAUCCAUGUUAUCGAUACGGUGCUGGAAGACAUACGGGCCGGGUUGGAGAUACACGAUAACAAGCUAGCACAGCGGCGCGUAGCGAUGGUAAAGUACUUGGGCGAGCUGUACAACUACCAGCUGGUCGAUUCGGAUAACAUUCUUAACACGCUGUACUCGAUCAUUUCGUUCGGCGUUAGCCUUUCGCAUGAUGGACCACCGUCGAUUGUCGAUCCACCGGAAUCGUUGUUCCGGCUGAAGCUGGCAUGUGUGCUGUUGGAUACGUGUGGGCAGUACUUCACCACCGGUGAGAACCGUCGUCGACUGGAUUACUUUCUCGUUUUCUUCCAGCGGUACUACUGGUACAAGAAAUCCCACCCGUACUUUACGGGCAGUAACGCUGGUGGAGUUGGAGCCGCGAAUAACGAUGAAAAGUCCGUCCCUGGCGCUAGGCUGAACGUGAAAGAUUUAUUUCCAAUUCUUAUGGAUCACAUGUACCGAGAGUGUUUGAAGAGUUUGCGACCGAAAUUGAAAUUAUACGCCAGUUUUGAGCAGGCAAAGGAAGCAGUCAACUCGUUGCGUCAGAAGAUCUUCCCGGUGGAGGAGCUGGAACGUGUGAACCAGGAUCAGGAGCAGUCUAAUGGGCAGCACAGCCAGCGAACGACGAGCGAUGCACCGGAAUCAUCCGAUCAUGAAGAUUCGCUGCAAUCGGACGAAUGUACGUCGGAUGCGGGUGAUGACAUUUCCGAAGGUUACGGAACGAAGCGAUCGAACGGGAAGCGGCACACGAUGGAUGACGAGGAUGACGAUACGCCUUCGCCACCGAUGGAGGGCGUUGACCAGGAACUCGAGGGAUACGAUGAGGAUGAUGAGGAAGAUGAUAAUGAUGAGGAUAACGAAUUUUACGGCGAUGAUCGGGACUGUGAACUGGAGGUGGUGUCCGAACCACCGCCACAGAAGCAACCGGAGGAUCUCGAGUUUGAGCGGGAGUUUGAGCGGAUGGCCUCGGAGUACUGUCAGCAGCGUGCGAAGGAUUCGGCUAAAGUCAAUCCCAAGCAUGUCCCGAUUCCAAUUACUUUUCGCAACGAGACGAAGAAAACGUACGACCAGCUGCAGGAACCUACAAACGUUAAAUCCGACACCGUACCGUUCGCGCUGAUGAUACGCGGAAAGGGCAAGCAGCAGCUGUACAAAACGUUCGAAGCACCGGAGGAUAGUUCGCUGGCGCAGUACAUACGGGAACAGGAGCGGAAGCUACAGGAGGAGAAGGACAGUGUCAAACGGUUGACGCUGAAUAUCUCGGAACGGCUCGAGGAAGAGGACUACCAGGAGUCGCUGAAUCAACCGUCACGCACGUCGGAUCCGUUGCGUAUGCGACCACUGAAACCGGCCAAGUUUAAACAUCCGAAGGGUGUACCCGAUAUCGAUGCCAUCUUUCAUUGAUGGGACAGCAGGGAAAGGUAAGGAUGGAAUGCUUCGAGUUCGAAUUUUCAUCUGGACCGGCCCACGCAGUAAGAAAUCCGGCUAAGCUGUAAAAAUACAUUUAAUACAAGCCGUUACAGGAAAUGAAAGUGAAAAUUCAUGAAAAUAAAACAAAAAGUUGAAAAAAAUUAUUUAGUUUCUUUUUUACAAAUAAAUCUUGUAAGCGAUAAACAACACAA
Molecule: messenger RNA, 4320 nt
Organism: Anopheles funestus (African malaria mosquito)
Lineage: Eukaryota; Metazoa; Arthropoda; Insecta; Diptera; Culicidae
Product: regulator of nonsense transcripts 2-like
Exons: 2
Coding region: 377-4102 (1241 amino acids)
Biological process (GO): nuclear-transcribed mRNA catabolic process, nonsense-mediated decay
Cellular component (GO): cytoplasm; exon-exon junction complex
Molecular function (GO): RNA binding; protein binding
Source: RefSeq, a predicted model, not a curated record